Molecule: messenger RNA, 1724 nt
Organism: Solanum pennellii
Lineage: Eukaryota; Viridiplantae; Streptophyta; Magnoliopsida; Solanales; Solanaceae
Exons: 5
Coding region: 111-1283 (390 amino acids)
Source: RefSeq, a predicted model, not a curated record
UCAACUGUCUCCGCUAGUUGUGUCCUCCUUUCCACCAUUAAAACUGAACUUUGAAGCUCUGAAGUUUCAUUUUCAAAGCUCUGUUUUUGUGAUUUUCUGUUGGUUUUGAGAUGGGGGAAGAUUCGAAGGAGUGUGAGUUUUGGCUGCCGCCGGAGUUUCUCACCGGCGAUGAUGUUUUUAUGGGGUUUAAGGGGAACAGUAAAGGAGAGGGAAAUGAAAGAAAGAGGUACUUUGGUUGUGAUUUUCAGAACGAGUUUUCAUAUGGGUUUAAUAUGUUUGGUCCUCAUUCGGAUCUGAGUUCGCCGGUGGAGUCGGUUGUUGGUUCGACUGAGACGGAGAGUGAUGAAGAAGACUAUAUCACUGAGCUAACUCGACAGAUGGCUCAGUCCACUCUAGAAAACCGCAAGGUGUAUAAAUUGUCGAGUUCUCCUCAGUCAACUUUAUGUGGUGUGCUUGGGUCUAAACAGGGGUUACAGAGUGAGAGCCCAAAUAGCCCUUUUCAGGUUUGUUCUCCGACGGAAGUGCAGGGGGUCAAGGGGACUGUGGAUUUGCUGUAUGCUGCUGUUGGUGAGGUUGCAAGAAUGAAGAAAAUGGAGGAAGAGGUUGGAAUUUGGGCUUCUCCAAGGAAGUCAAGUCCAGUCUAUGUAGAUCCAAAAAUGUCUCAACCAAAUCAUGGCUCGUUUUACUCUAAUCAGCCACCACUCUCUUACCAGCAGUUUAAAAUGGCUCAAUUUCAGCGUUUGAAGCAACAACAGAUAAUGAAGCAAAGGCAAUUUGUAUCGGGUCCUGAAAAAGAAGGAUUUUGGCAGUACCAACUGAGGCAGAAUCACCAAAAUCAGAGUAUACAGGGAAGGGACAGAAAUGGAGCUGAGAGGCCUGUGAACAUGGCAAUGUCUGGUGCUUGGCCUGCCCUACAACAAUCUCACCACCACCACCACCACCUGAAACAGCCACCGCCGCCGCCUCCUGUCUCCAGCAUGCGUGCUGUUAUCCUUGGAAAUGCUGCACCCAAAAGAGAAUGUGCUGGAACAGGGGUGUUCAUUCCCAGAAGAGUUGUAGCUCAAACUGAAACUCGCAAGAAACCAGGUUGCUCCACAGUUCUUCUGCCUGACAGAGUGGUCCAAGCUCUGAAUUUGCAGCCUCAGGUUCAACCCAGAUGUAAUAAUGGUGGGGUUAUGAAGUACCGGAAUUUGGGAGAACAACAAUGGCGAAAUUUAAGAAGUCAGGCAGCAGUAGAAGCAAUAUCUCAAGAACAUCAACUUCCUCAGGAGUGGACUUACUAAAAAUCUACUGACUCAGAAGAAAACUUGUGUUUAGUUUUUGGUAGUGAAGAUUUGUUUGUUUAGUUUAAAGAGGAAUGGGUUUUUGGGGUUAGUAAUUUUAGGGUUAUAUGAUAAACUAAUUUUCAUAGUAAGGUAAGAUGAAGGAGGAUGAUGAUUUAGGGUGGGGAGUAGAAGACAAGGCUCUAGAUUCAAGAAGAAGAAAAAAAGGGGUUUAGUAGAUUUUUAGGUACUGUUUUGUUUUGGAUUAAGAUUAGAUUAUACUAAGUAUAUGACAAAAAUAAACUUGUUUAGUCAAUCAAGAAAUGGGGGAGAAAGUUGACUGUGUCUUGUUUUGGUUGUGGAAUACUUGAAAUACAGUCUAAUUUUCUCUUUUUUGGUUUUAAUCAGCAAAUGUAAUGGGAAUCAUCUAUCAAUAAGUAUACCAUUUGGCCUUUGUUUUAA